CUUCGUUACACUCUCGGUAACAUAGUAUUGAGAGCUCCGGGAAGGGGCUAACGCUGUGAGGAGCUUGGCGUAUACUUCCGCCACGUAAAUGAUGUUUUCGCGGACUUUAGGUUUCUCGAAAUGUAUUCGUCAGAGGGGAUGAACGUUUUCUUUGCGUGUUUCUGAAAUAUGCCUGAGCCAGUAUUGUAAAUGGAUAUGCGUGACUCAACCAUGCGGCGUUUCUUUUCAAAGCGAAAAGACUCUUCCAUGUGUUGGUGGCCUUGCCGCCAGGAGCUUUGAAAACCAAACUUAUUCCGCGAAGAAAACAUCAAAACAAACCUAACUUCAAGUUGAAAAAGAUACUCAGAGCUGCAAAUUGUAAAUAUGGCCGUAAAGCAGGUAUGACAAAGGAAAGAUAACUCUGCUUGUUUCCGAAAUGAACUGCAGCAGCCUGUCGGAGGUGUCAAGUCUCCAUGAUGCUGCAGAUAGUCCAUCGGCUGACAUCUCGAGGCUGCUCAACCCAUCACUGUCUGAUGAUAAGGCAGACCAGAUCACUUCGGAUAUUGGUUUGGACUUUGGUGAAUCCUCCAAGUUUGACCCUGAUUCAGUUUUAGGAUCUUCCUAUUCUCUGGUCAGAGAAGGUGACGACCCUGAUGACCUUGAACUGUCAAUUACACCAAAUUUUGAGACGGGUCUGUCAUGUAGCCCACCAUCUUGUUUCGACAAUGUAUCCGUCUCAUCGGCUUCAGCUAUCUCAGCCAGUAAUAGCUCCUUGCCGAUUUCUGUCACUUCAGCCAUCCCAUCAUUAACAGCUGCUUCAACAGGAGGCUCCAGCCAUGGCCAUGUCCCGGGGGUCCAGCUUCUCAGUCCAUUGAACGCCGGACCGGUGGUGAUAGGAAACAUGACCGCACAGACACUGGUGUCUGCAGUGCUCAAUGCCAAGAAGUCCGAGUCUUCACAGUCCGGAAUGAACUCGGUAUCUGUAACACCGGCCGCUGCAGGAAUCUGGCUGCUGAAUACUCCACCUAUCAAUAUCAACCCAGACAUUCUCAAUCUAGUGAAGCCGGUCACACUUACUUCGUCUGUACAAUCAAUGGCUACUGCUUCUGUCCAGGACGUGGUUAAGAUGGGUUCCACUGAUAUCUGCAAGAGUAGCGCGUGCUACACUGAAACUGUGACGGUACCGAUGCCUUCGUCUUAUUGCCAGACAUCCCUGGGGAGUAGUUUGCUUGGUAAGGAACACUCAAACAAGGAUGGAAUACAUUUUCCUUUUGGAUCUUCAAAUUCUUCCAAAGGCGUUGCCAAUAUGACAGAAGUGACUGAGGUCUCUAGUGCACUGCAUGAAGGGACGCACAUGGUGUUAAAGUCAGAAGACACACACGAAGCUAAUCCUACCUCAUUCCUUAGAUUAGAAGACAUUCUAAUGAAAAACAACUGCUCAGGCUCAACAAACUUAAUUCAAACAGAAAUACCUCGGGUUGUCUCAGACAGUGAUUUGGACAAAAGCUCAGUGAAACGAAUGAUUCUUUCAAAGUCUGAAGGUUCAGAAUCCAAUUCUUUUUCAGAGUUGUUCAGUUUUCAGGACUUGCCAUCCAAUGGAGGGGUGACCCAAACAAAACAGCUCUCAGACUGCCUCCCCCUGACCAACCUCAUGACACUGGCACCUGAUCAGCCAAUACUCCAGUGCUCAUCUUCUGAGGAGCUCCAGGAGAUCGAGGACAGGGUGUCAGCUAAAGAAGCACAAAAGGAAAACAAGCCAAAUGAUGGUAAAGAAGUUGCAAGGACAGUUGAGGUGAGGAGACACUGUGCUCCUUCCACACUGAUCAUUGAGGGACUUCAGGAAGGGUCGAGGCUGGUCAAGGAGCUGCCGUCUCACAAAGUUCCAAUUCUGCCUAAAGAUACGGAUGGCAAAGAGAUAAAGGUGACUGUGCCCAUGACGUGCGAGGAGAAAUCAACACCAGUUUUAGUACAUCUUAUCCGUAAUAGUGCUUUUUCCAGCAAAGAUAUCUUGUACUGUCAGAACAUCACGACUACUCUGACGGAAGACCUGGGCCAUGACAUCACAGAUGCUGACCUUGAGGACUCCGCAGACGACUUAUUAGAUGCGGAAGCUGUUGACAUGGACGCAGAGAGGGCUGACAGGGAGAGUCAUGGCACAGAUGAACCUCCUCUUCAGUUGGCUGACAUUGUUCCCCAAACUUCACCAACGAGGAAAAAGUAUAAACGAGUUGUGGACAAGGACAAGGUCUUCAAGUGUGACUUGUGUAGUGCUCAGUUUGAUGUGCUUGGGAAUUAUACGAGGCAUCGGAAAAUUCACAAGGUUAACAAUGAGAACAAGUACAAAUGUCUGACCUGCGAGCGAAGCUUCAUCCAGAGGUGUGACAUGAAGAGACACAUGCUCAUCCACACCAAGCAGGAGCCUCACAAGUGUCAAGUGUGUGGCAAAGGCUAUAUUCGGAAGAGUGAUUUGGUCGUGCACAUGCGGUUCCACAGCAAGGAUCGGCCCUUCAAGUGUACACAGUGCACUAAGGAGUACUACCAGUCAGGGGAUUUGAAGCGGCACAUUCGUGCAGCACACAGCCAAGAGAGCAUGUUAUCGUGCGGUCACUGCCGCCGACAGUAUGCGAAGGAGUCGACAUUGAUCCGCCAUAUGCAGACUCAGCACAAAGACAUCAUCCUCAAGUCACUCAACCAGAAACUGGCAGAUGAGAAGAAUAAAGAUGACCGUCCCAUGGAGCAGGAGGAGUCCAUGGAGACCAGCAGCUGAUGAAGCCUUGUCACGCCCUGCCUAGAGUGUUGCUGGUGACUGAGACACAUCAGCCCUUGCCUGGAGUGUUGCUGGUGACUGAGACACAUCACUCCUUGCCUGGAGUGUUGCUGGUGACUGAGACACAUCACUCCUUGCCUGGAGUGUUGCUGGUGACUGAGACACCCCUUGUCUGGAGUGUUGCUGGUGACUGAGACACAUCAGCCCUUGUCUGGAGUGUUGCUGGUGACUGAGACACAUCACUCCUUGUCUGGAGUGUUGCUGGUGACUGAGACACCCCUUGCCUGGAGUGUUGCUGGUGACUGAGACACAUCACUCCUUGCCUGGAGUGUUGCUGGUGACUGAGACACCCCUUGCCUGGAGUGUUGCUGGUGACUGAGACACCCCUUGCCUGGAGUGUUGCUGGUGACUGAGACACCCCUUGUCUGGAGUGUUGCUGGUGACUGAGACACCCCUUGUCUGGAGUGUUGCUGGUGACUGAGACACCCCUUGCCUGGAGUGUUGCUGGUGACUGAGACACAUCAGCCCUUGUCUGGAGUGUUGCUGGUGACUGAGACACCCCUUGCCUGGAAUGUUGCUGGUGACUGAGACACCCCUUGCCUGGAGUGUUGCUGGUGUGAGACACAUCUCCCCUUGCCUGGAGUGUUGCUGGUGACUGAGACACCCCUUGUCUGGAGUGUUGCUGGUGACUGAGACACCCCUUGCCUGGAGUGUUGCUGGUGACUGAGACACAUCAGCCCUUGUCUGGAGUGUUGCUGGUGACUGAGACACCCCUUGCCUGGAAUGUUGCUGGUGACUGAGACACCCCUUGCCUGGAGUGUUGCUGGUGUGAGACACAUCUCCCCUUGCCUGGAGUGUUGCUGGUGACUGAGACACCCCUUGUCUGGAGUGUUGCUGGUGACUGAGACACCCCUUGCCUGGAGAGUUGCUGGUGACUCAGACACAUCACCCCUUGUCUGGAGUGUUGCUGGUGACUGAGACACCCCUUGCCUGGAGUGAUGCUGGUGACUGAGACACCCCUUGCCUGGAGUGUUGCUGGUGACUGAGACACCCCUUGUCUGGAGUGAUGCUGGUGACUGAGACACCCCUUGUCUGGAGUGUUGCUGGUGACUGAGACACCC
Haliotis rufescens (red abalone) is the source of this 3867-nucleotide messenger RNA. RefSeq lists its product as uncharacterized. The record is from RefSeq and is a predicted model, not a curated record. Gene Ontology annotation, molecular function: DNA-binding transcription factor activity; RNA polymerase II cis-regulatory region sequence-specific DNA binding. The transcript has 6 exons. Gene Ontology annotation, biological process: regulation of transcription by RNA polymerase II. The coding region runs from base 416 to 2746 and encodes 776 amino acids. NCBI's taxonomy places the organism in Eukaryota, Metazoa, Mollusca, Gastropoda, Lepetellida, Haliotidae.